UGGAAGCGCAACAAGUGUUUAACUUUUAUCAGUAAAAAUACUUUAAAAAAAUUGUUUUACAUUAUGAAUAUCGUUUAGUGAUCAGUUUAAUCCCUUCCGUUAUAUUGUAAGUGCUCUUAUUUUCUAUAUUAUCACCAAUAACGUAACCACAACUCGCUUACAAAAUCAUUUGAGGAGGACCCCAAACAAGCUUUAUAAAUCUUCAGAACUAUACAUUUUUUCAAUAUGGAUGUGAAAAACAGCCUGGUUUUAAAAAAGAAACGAGAAUUGUUGGUAGGAAUUAACAAAAGAAAAAUGAGCUUGAGGAAGCACAUCGACAUGCUCAAACCUAAUGAAUGCAGACUGGAUAUCACACAAAUAACAAAAUGUGUCUUUCUUGGAUCCUUGUGCUUGAAACCCGUCCCACAACUUUUCGAUUCACCUUUAUUACUGGAAGAAUUAGACAUGAAAGUAGGAAAUGUAAGAACGGAUGUGAUCAUAAACAAUGAAAAUAACAGUUUUAAAACGUUAAAUGGUGAAAACCACAUUACCCCAAAGAACUCUUCCAAAAGGGGUUCUCGAAAAAGAUGCCUUAAUCCAGCCAAAAUUAGGAAAAAAUCGCUCAGGGAACGUAAUGAUUCAAAGACAAUUAAUGGUGUAAUCAAAGAUGAAACUGUAGUAGUUACACCAACACAAUGUGCUAAUGACAGGGAAACUGCACUAGUCCAGAGAAUAGAAACCAACGAUGAUAUACCUCCACCAAAACCAUUGUGUGAAAAAGUUGAAAAAGAAAAUAACAAAGUUGAACUAGCAAUGCUACAUUCUGUGAUAGAAAACGAUAUUGAAGUGCCUCCAACUGAGACUUCAUUCCAAGAAAAUAAUAGUAUUAAGAGCAGUAAUACCGAGUUAGAAAUAAAAGAAAUUACUAUUACAGAACCAGUUGCCAAUGAACACAUAUAUGAAUUUGAGGAGGAUGUUGCAUUUGAAGAAAGCAUCUUAAAUCUAAAACUGGAUAGGAAUGGAAAAGAUCCCAAUUCAAGAAAUAAACCAACAUCGGAAGAUAUCCCUCCUGAUAUCAAAACGAUUACUUCAGUUGCUCUUCACUAUGAGGACGUUGAAAGGUUGAAACGAGAACCAACACCAGAAUUAAUAUUAUCAGAUUCUGAUGAAGACGCUAUAGAUCAACUAAUGUUUAAUAUUAUGGAUAUAAAAGUAGGUCCAAAUAUGUUUGAUAAAGAUUUAUUCGAUAUCCCGUCUCCAGAGGCUGAAGAAUUUGAAGAGUACUCUAGCUAUUGUAAUAAUACAAACGAAGAUCACCCCAAUAAAAACGAUGACGACGAUGGUUUUAAAGAAGAUAAAAAAAUGAUUAAAAGAACUCCCCAAUGUAAAAUCUGCUCACAAGUUUUCGGCAGCUACAUUCAGCUAAAGAAGCAUAAAGCAGCUCACAACGGGGAUAAACCUUAUCUUUGCCUAAAGUGCAAUGAAAACCACACAACUCUGGACCAGUUAGUUGCACAUUUAAGAACACACCAAGGUAAACAUCCAUAUGUCUGCAAAAAGUGCAGUCAAGGCUUCAAAUCAAUGAAAGCUCUGGAAAAUCACCAACCGGUCCAUGUUCUACAGAAAACUGUGCCUCAGAAAAAGGCUUUUAAGUGUGAAGUUUGUGGAAAAGAGUUUCGUAAGUUAUGUGAUUUAGAAAGACAUACAAGGGUACAUACUGGCGAAAAACCGUCAGUAUGCAAUAUAUGUAACAGGCGAUUCCAACAAGCGCACAAUUUAAAUAAACAUUUGCUCAUCCAUACAAAGGAAAAACCAUUUGAAUGCGAUGUUUGUAACAAAAAAUUUGGGCGAAAUGACGUGUUAACUAGACAUAUGCUAACGCAUUCUGUUAAAAAGCCAAAUGAUUGUAAUGUUUGUAUGAAAAGUUUUAUACGUGUUUCACAAUUAUUGGCUCAUAAAGAGAAAUACCAUUCUAAUGAAGCUUCCUAACAUCUCAUAUUUGUUCCCCUGUAGAAUAAUCAUGAUCUCCACAAUUUAUAUUCUAUAUUUAUAUCAACUAUUCACACUUUUGUAAAUAUUUUUAUAUUUGUUAUUUAAAUGAUAAAACGAUUUUUUUCAAAAAUUUUGCGAUUAAAGAGUGAUUUUUUUAUUCGUAUUAAUAUCCAUGAUUUGAAAUAACUUUCAAAUAAUCCACUCAAUGACAUUUGAACUAUGAAUCGCAAAUUGUUAUUAAAUCCCUAUUGUUAAUAUAUAUUUUGUUGUAUUUGUAAAACUGGUAUUAAGCCUCGUGUGCUAUCCCUAGGUUGAAAUAUUUUUUUGUUUUUUUUUCUUUAGUAAAACGUAAACGUAUUUAUGUACAAAUUACGAAAGAAAUCAACAAUUACGUUUUACUAAAUGCGAAAUGUUUCAGUUAAUAUUAGAAUCGAAGUUUAUUAUUUAACUUUACUAACAUGGUUAUAAACCUACACAUAAAAGCAGCAUUCUAGCUCUCCCUAAAAAAAUUUUACAAUUCGAAUAUAAAAGACCCAUUAUAAAAAAUAUAUCGCGAUCUUGGCCAGUUCACUUGUUACGGUUGUUUAACACUACAAAGUUUGACUAACGAAUGUUUUUUUUUUAAAUUGUCACAGUAAUUAACCUACUGUUCCCAAGAACUAUAAAUGUAUUUACUGCCUGCAGCAAGAUAUAUUUGUGCAAUACUUAAAACUACACUUGUUUAUUAUGCAGAGCAAUUUUUUGAAACUUCAAAUUAUAUAUUAUUGUGUUUUAAGGUGGGCCUUUUCUUCGCGAAUUUUUAUUACAUUUAGGAGCAUAUAAAACGAGACGAACUAUGUUAUUGAAUCAGUCGUGUUUUUUUUAUAUAUACAAAGAUUUACACGAUGAUAAUAAAUUUAAUAACGUAAAAUGUGUCAUCGAAGUAAAUCAUCCUCCUGUGGGUCAGCCUUUAAUUAUAUUAAUGAUUUUUAUUUUAAACUUUAAAGCAAGUGUGAUAGUAUUGUAUGAAACAAAUACAAGUGCCUUCAUGUAUCUUAAUAAAGAGAGAGUGCCUUUAAAGUAUAAAUUUUUUAUAAAUUAUGUACAUUUUACUAAUAAGAAACUAGUAAUAAGUAGAAGGUCAAUAUAUUUUUUGUAUUUAGUAUAUUGCCUUGUGUAAUACCUAUUAUUAUUACAACUACUACUAUGUCAUGUACCUUGUAGUUUCUUAAUUACUU
Molecule: messenger RNA, 3188 nt
Organism: Zophobas morio
Lineage: Eukaryota; Metazoa; Arthropoda; Insecta; Coleoptera; Tenebrionidae
Product: zinc finger protein 112-like
Exons: 2
Coding region: 226-1968 (580 amino acids)
Biological process (GO): regulation of DNA-templated transcription
Molecular function (GO): RNA polymerase II cis-regulatory region sequence-specific DNA binding; DNA-binding transcription factor activity, RNA polymerase II-specific
Source: RefSeq, a predicted model, not a curated record